AUAAUAUUCAACUAUUCUUCUUCUUCUUCUUCUUUCGUUUCACACUCUCUUCUUCAAAUCACACUCACGCUCCAUGAAAACUAGGGUUUGAGUUUGAUCCUCACUCUCUUGUUUCAGUAACCACACUUAUCAAUGGCUUCUUCAUCUUCUCUACUCUUAACCGAACUCAAUUUUCUUGCUCCUCAAUUCACACCAAAACGUCGUCGUUCUAACUCUAGAUUUUGCAUUCUUCCCACUCAAAUUCGUGCUUUGAAGGAAGAAGGUGCAUUGGUUGAAGAAAGAAUAGUGAGCGAUGUGAAAUGGAGCGGAAAUGGAACUGUUGUCAAUGGUAGCAAUGGUUCUGUUAGAGGUUAUGUGAAUGGUGGUGGAAAUGGAAGCUUGGUGAAGUAUGUGAAUGGAAAUGGUGUGGCGGUGGAAGUUGUUGAAGAUUUUGUUGAAACUUCCAAAAGGAAGGAAGUUGGGAGGAAGAAGAGGUUGGAGGAGAUUGGAAAAGAAGAUGCGUGGUUCAAACAAAAUGGCGAACCACAGGUUGAGGUGGCGGUUGCGCCUGGAGGUCGUUGGAGCAGAUUCAAGACUUACUCAACGAUCCAAAGAACGUUGGAAAUUUGGGGGUUUGUUAUUCAAUUCAUCUUCAAGUCUUGGCUGAAUCGUCAGAAGUUCUCUUAUAAAGGAGGAAUGACUGAGGAAAAGAAAACCUUAAGGCGAAAAACCCUUGCCAAAUGGCUUAAGGAAAGCAUUCUGCGAUUAGGUCCUACAUUUAUCAAAAUUGGCCAACAAUUCUCCACAAGAGUGGACAUUCUUCCUCAAGAAUAUGUUGACCAAUUGUCAGAACUUCAGGAUCAAGUUCCUCCAUUUCCCUCAGAGACUGCUAUGGCUAUUGUUGAGGAAGAGCUUGGAGCUCCUAUAGCUGGCAUAUUUGAUCAGUUUGACUAUGAGCCAAUAGCUGCUGCAAGUCUUGGUCAAGUUCAUCGUGCAAGAUUAAGGGGACAGGAGGUUGUUAUCAAGGUGCAAAGGCCUGGUCUCAAGGAUCUUUUCGAUAUUGAUCUUAAAAAUCUGAGGGUUAUUGCAGAAUAUCUUCAAAAAAUUGAUCCUAAAUCAGAUGGUGCAAAGAGGGAUUGGGUUGCUAUUUAUGAUGAGUGUGCAUCUGUUUUAUAUCAGGAGAUUGAUUACACUAAGGAGGCUGCUAAUGCAGAACUGUUUGCAAGCAACUUUAAGAACAUGGAUUAUGUGAAAGUCCCUUCAAUUUAUUGGGAUUAUACCACCCCACAGAUCCUAACAAUGGAGUAUGUUCCAGGGAUUAAAAUAAACAAAAUACAAGCUUUAGAUCAGUUGGGUGUUGACCGGAAAAGGCUAGGGAGAUAUGCUGUUGAAUCUUACUUAGAGCAGAUUCUCUCGCAUGGUUUCUUCCAUGCUGAUCCUCAUCCUGGAAAUAUUGCAGUCGAUGAUGUCAAUGGUGGAAGGUUGAUCUUUUAUGAUUUUGGUAUGAUGGGAAGUAUCAGUCAAAAUAUCAGAGAAGGUUUACUCGAAGCUUUUUAUGGAGUUUAUGAGAAGAGUCCAGAUAAGGUCCUUGACGCAAUGAUUCAGAUGGGAGUUCUUGUCCCAACUGGAGAUAUGACUGCUGUUAGACGAACAGCACAGUUCUUCCUCAAUAGUUUUGAAGAACGCCUGGCUGCACAAAGGAGAGAGAAAGAGAUGGAAGCAGCUGAAGUUGGAUUCAAAAAGCCAUUAAGCAAGGAAGAACAAGUAAUGAAGAAGAAAGAACGUCUGGCUGCUAUUGGCGAAGAUUUAUUGUCCAUUGCAGCAGACCAGCCCUUCCGGUUUCCUGCUACAUUCACAUUUGUUGUUAGAGCCUUCUCGGUUUUGGAUGGCAUUGGAAAGGGACUUGACCCCCGUUUUGAUAUUACUGAGAUUGCCAAACCUUAUGCUCUGGAGUUGCUGAAAUUCCGUGAGGCAGGAGUUGAAGUUAUCAUAAAGGACAUCAAAAAGAGAUGGGACAGACAAUCUCAAGCAUUUUACAACUUAUUUAGACAGGCUGACAGGGUUGAAAAACUGGCUAACGUUAUCGAACGUUUGGAGCAAGGUGAUCUAAAGCUUAGAGUCCGAGCUUUGGAAUCUGAGAGAGCAUUCCAACGCAUUGCAACUGUGCAGAAAACAAUCGGGAAUGCAGUAGGUGCUGGGAGCUUAAUAAAUCUUGCAACAAUUUUGUCACUCAAUUCAAUUAGAGUUCCUGCCACUAUAGCAUAUUUCUUUUGUGCGAUCUUUGGUUUUCAAGUUCUCUUAGGCAUUGUGAAGAUCAAGAAGUUAGAUGAACGGGAACGGUUGAUUACAGGGACUGCAUAAGCAACUAGUAGAUAAUAGGAUGGACAUGUUGCUCAUGCUAAGUUCAUGGUUAAAACUUAACCUUCAGAGCAUCAAUUAGGAGCUCAAUGUAGUAGCCAAACAUCUUGAGACAUCAGGUGUGCAAAAACAUUCAACUGGAAGUUGCAACUUGCAGUUAUAUUGGAGGCUUCUUUUUAUCAAUUCAUUACUUUGCUUAAAGGAUCGGGUCCGAGGUAGCCAAUUGGCGAGCCACAUUUUUGUCAAUAAAACAAACCCCCUCUCCUUCCAUAAAUAUAUCCGCCAGGUCAAGUAACACUUACUAUUGUUUUUCUUUAGUAACUCAUAUAUGUAUCAGUAAAUAGUAAAUUAUAUAGGAAUUAGUUUAGGAUUUAUUGUUAUGAGUACCGUAUAGUAUGAUAUGGCUUCCAAUAAAUUUGACAUCAGGAAGCUAUACUUGUAACUGAGGUGCAUAAAUUGGUUCAAUGAAAUGUAUUUACCAACCAUAUAUUGGAAGGAUCUAAGUUCCCUAUGAUAAAUACAAUUUUCCCUGUUAUGUGAGUA
This is a messenger RNA of Medicago truncatula (barrel medic), 2880 nucleotides long. Its product is annotated as protein ACTIVITY OF BC1 COMPLEX KINASE 8, chloroplastic. The transcript is spliced from 21 exons. Gene Ontology annotation, biological process: regulation of response to reactive oxygen species. The record is from RefSeq and is a predicted model, not a curated record. NCBI's taxonomy places the organism in Eukaryota, Viridiplantae, Streptophyta, Magnoliopsida, Fabales, Fabaceae. The coding region runs from base 133 to 2340 and encodes 735 amino acids.